UUUAUUAUGAGGACUAUAUGCUCUAGAGACCUCAGGCUAGGCGGCUCUUGGGGGGCUUUUCAUAAAACACGGCUCUGUUGCUAUAAAGGAGGCCACUUUUGGAGCAGGCGCCGAGCAGUGAACAUCUAAACAUCCUCCCUCCCCCCUCACAUCCCAAACUUUCAUCUCGCAUCCUCUCCGCUGGCUUUCCCUCCCUGAUAACCUGAUUUUCUUUCCAAAAAAGGGGGAUUUGUGUCUUUUUUUCCCGGGAAGUUGCAGCUUUCGACCUCCACCGAGCGUCUCCCAAAUGUAUAAAAUGGAGUAUUCUUACCUCAAUUCCUCCGCCUACGAGUCAUGUAUGGCCGGGAUGGACACGUCGAGCUUGGCCUCGGCCUACGCGGACUUCAGCUCUUGCAGCCAGGCCAGCGGCUUCCAGUACAACCCCAUCCGGACCACGUUCGGCGCCAGCUCCGGCUGCCCGUCCCUCACGCCGGGCUCCUGCAGCCUGGGCACCCUGCGAGACCACCAGAGCAGCCCGUACGCGGCAGUGCCCUACAAGCUGUUCACCGACCACGGAGGACUGAACGAGAAGAGGAAGCAGAGGCGGAUCAGGACCACCUUCACCAGCGCGCAGCUCAAGGAGCUGGAGAGGGUCUUUGCUGAGACCCACUACCCGGACAUCUACACCCGGGAGGAGCUGGCACUCAAGAUAGACCUGACUGAAGCCAGAGUGCAGGUCUGGUUCCAGAACCGACGGGCCAAGUUUCGCAAGCAGGAGCGAGCAGCCGCAGCUGCCGCCGCCGCCGCCAAGUCCACCACCGGCAAGAAAACCGACCCCAGAGAUGAAGACAGCAAAGACGUGAAAUCCACAGACCCGGACAGCACCGGAGGACCCGGCCCGAACCCCGUACCCACCUCCAACUGCGGAGGUCCCAGCCCCACAGGGGUGCAGGUCAACAGUAGCGGGAACGGACAGGUGGACCAAGGGAAGACCUCCGUGUCCUCCGGCAUGGGGGUGACGGCGCCGAGCCAAGGCUGGGCCACCGCCCCGGGGACCAUCACCUCCAUCCCGGACUCUCUGGGCGGGCCGUUCGCCAGCGUGCUGUCGUCCUUGCAAAGACAGAACGGAGCCAAAGCUUCGUUAGUAAAAAGCAGCAUGUUCUAAACACGCACACUCUCCAGGACAGUGAAAUGAUUGACAGAUGGACUAUGAAAGUGUUUUUUUCCCCCCGUUAUGACCUCUGCUGUACAAAUCAAUUGUUGUCUCGUCAUGAUGUUGAUUCCUUUUGGUUUUACUGCAUCAGCUGCAGUUUUACUACAAAACUCCAGCAUGUGACCAAUGAAUAUUUGUCUCUAAACGCAAGCAGGACUUUAUAGUUUCUUUAAAUUGUCAAUGUAUUAAAAAUGGCACAAGGUACCCCUCCCUUUAUUGGACUUUUGUGUGUCUUUCUACUGCAGUUUUCGUGGCUCCAGUCGUGUAGUGUGAAUACUUAGUAGUAAUACAUACUCGCCUUGUAUAGUCUUCAUUUUUUUGGAUGUUGGGACUUCAGUUUUUUUUGGGGGUGGGGCUGAGAGGAGAAAAUGAUGCAAGUGUCAUUUGCAUGUUGUCUCUUUUUCCAUUCUCCCAUUGUGUGAGUUUCUGUCCUGGCUCUGAAGCUUAUUUAUGUCGGUACUGAAUGCUUAUAUUUAAGAAGGGGGUAUUUCUACAUGUGCACAUAGUUUUCCAGGUGUACCAUUCAGAUGGUUGUUGAUAAAAAAAAAAAAGAAUUAUAGUGCAAGUGGCCUUUGUCGUUUGUUGUUAGGAUCCACUUCAGUACCAUGAACAAUAAGAGGAAAAGAUGCAUUCAGGGUGACGUUUCACUUUAAACUGUGAUGCACUCCAAAUAAACACAGCCUACAAUCGAAAAAUACUUCAUGAUGCAAGUUUUACCUUCAAUUUGUUGCCUGGACAUGAAAAGGAAGCAGAAUCCUCUGCAAAAAUGACACAGAUCUGCGCGAUCACAGCA
Messenger RNA from Dunckerocampus dactyliophorus (ringed pipefish), 1985 nucleotides. RefSeq names its product paired like homeobox 2Bb (gene phox2bb). The transcript has 3 exons. Bases 287 to 1144 code for a protein of 285 amino acids. NCBI's taxonomy places the organism in Eukaryota, Metazoa, Chordata, Actinopteri, Syngnathiformes, Syngnathidae. The record is from RefSeq and is a predicted model, not a curated record. Gene Ontology annotation, molecular function: DNA-binding transcription factor activity, RNA polymerase II-specific; RNA polymerase II transcription regulatory region sequence-specific DNA binding. Gene Ontology annotation, biological process: regulation of transcription by RNA polymerase II.